Messenger RNA from Plasmodium malariae, 876 nucleotides. Its product is annotated as apicoplast ribosomal protein L21 precursor, putative. Bases 1 to 876 code for a protein of 291 amino acids. Gene Ontology annotation, cellular component: ribosome; mitochondrial large ribosomal subunit. The transcript has a single exon. Gene Ontology annotation, biological process: translation. The record is from RefSeq and is a predicted model, not a curated record. Gene Ontology annotation, molecular function: RNA binding; structural constituent of ribosome. Lineage: Eukaryota; Apicomplexa; Aconoidasida; Haemosporida; Plasmodiidae.
AUGCCUUUAUAUGUAAACAAAGCAAAAAAAGUACCCUUUAGUAAUAAAACAUACAAUAUAAAUUUUAUAAGAAAUUUUGACCAGCACAAAUUUAGUAGAAGAAACAAGUUGCACGUAUUAAUAAGUUCCCCAGCACAGGUAAAAUUAUCAGAAAUCGAAGAUGAUCGAGACAGAAGCGGUAAGUUUUGUGUAAUUGAAAUAUGCGGUAAGAUACGAUGGGUUGAGGAAGGUAGAUAUUAUGAUGUAUUUAGAAUAAAACAAGAAGAAAAGAAAAAUAUAUAUUUAAAUAGAGUAUUUUUUUACAGUAAUGAAGAAGGGAUAUAUUCAUUUGGAACCCCUUUUUUAGAUAAUGUACGAAUUAAUGCAACAGUGAUUAAUCAUUUUAGAGGAAAUAAAAUAUAUCGGUUAAAAUUUAAACCAAAAAAAAAUUACAAAAGAUUUUAUGGACAUAGACAGGAAAUGAGUAGAAUUUAUAUAAACAAAAUUGAGUCUAACAAUGAAUUGAUAGAUCGUGAAAGAAGAAAAUAUAAUUUUUUUAGGGAUGAUUCUAUUUAUUAUAUACUUAAUAGAAUUCAUAAUAUAGUAAGACCAAGCUUAGAAUUAAAGCAUUUAAAGAGGAAUUUUAUUGAUUAUUUAAAUAAAUUUUGUUCCCUAAAAUUUGAAACCUUUUAUAAACACAGAGGAAAUUAUAAAAAAGAGCAAAUGCUUCGAAAUAUUCUGAAAACAAAAAAACUAAGUAAGAGACCAGAAGUUAUAGAAGAGGUAAAAAAAAUAGAACAAGAAAAAGAAAAUAAACGUCUAAAUAAAUAUGACCCUUUGGAAGAUUUUGAUCCGAUUGUCAAUGAACUCAUGAUAAAAGAGCAUUUCUAUUCGUGA